Messenger RNA from Myripristis murdjan (pinecone soldierfish), 3605 nucleotides. It is a transcript of the gene keap1a, whose product is annotated as kelch-like ECH-associated protein 1a. The transcript is spliced from 12 exons. Gene Ontology annotation, molecular function: protein binding. NCBI's taxonomy places the organism in Eukaryota, Metazoa, Chordata, Actinopteri, Holocentriformes, Holocentridae. The coding region runs from base 1015 to 2829 and encodes 604 amino acids. The record is from RefSeq and is a predicted model, not a curated record.
GCAGAAAUUCCUCCCAUAGCCCCUUGGAUGUGUGCCAGCAGCAAAGCAACAGCAGCGGAUAUAGAUCCGCACUUUGAGGCUGCUGUUAACUGGCUGGUCUUGGCGCUGUUCUGGCCUUGUCGCUGUCAAGAGGGAAUGACUAAUCUGUUCUCAUGAGUCGCUGAGGACACAAAGUCUCAGCCUGCGACCGGACAAGACCUCAACACCCGUGCGUAAAGUCUGCGUGCUGAUUUUUGUGAUACUAUCCCCCUGUAGCGGGGUUAGGACCACCGCGUACAUCGCCCUUUUCUGCCAUGGAGUUUAACUUCCCAUGAGGGGGUUUCCAGAAUAAGAGUCACACCAGAUGAAGUUAAAGAAAUCCCCGGUGGGAUGCAUCUGAUCAUUCAGUUGUACAUAUUUGUCAGCCGCUUGCCUUCUUCUGCGGCACUUUAAUUUCAGAGGACUAACAAAAACAUCACAAUGGAUUUCUCUGAAAAGCCUGAAAUCUGUAAAAUAUGGACUGACAAUUAAAUGAUCAUGAUUUGAGUCAAGAUUUGGAAACUGUGACUGUGUCCAGAUACAACUGUGGUUAGUCAUGUUGGAGGCUGGAUCUGUCACUGGAGGAGCAUUUUGUGGCUCAACCUCGACGUACAAGUUCCCACUGUGUUUAUGCAGCAGCUGCCUCUUCCUUAGGAAUACUCUCUCUCCUGAUUGGCUGUGGAUGGGAUCGACCAUGGCUAGUAGCAUUACACUGUUCACAUUACUUAUUUCUUGGGAGAUGCUCUGCUAACUGAAUGGAUGUAGCCUUUUGUUUUAAAUUUUUGAAAAAAAUGGAGGAACUAAGGACAUCAUCUCUAUUCUCUGGGGACAAAUUGACAAAUUUGGCCUAAAGGGACAUGUUCAAGACUUCACCUUAAUGGAAUUAGAGCUAAAAACCUUGAACUAUAAAGGACAAGACAAGUGAAUAGUUAACAAUCCCUCAUUUAAAAAAGAAAAGAAAAAAUCUUCUGGAGUCCCUCUGUCCUGUCAUCUGAGAUGCACUGCCCCAUCAGGAAGAAGCGCCCCGCUCGGGGUGCCAAUUUCGCGGCGAUUGUGGUUCCCUCUAUGCGUGGGUCUGGUUACCUUGACUACACCGUCAAGACCCACGCUUCCAGUUCGAUGAAGGUCAUGGAUGAGUUCAGACGCCAUGAGAUGCUGUGUGAUCUGGUGCUACAUGUCACAUACAAGGAAAAAAUGGUGGACUUCAAGGUGCACAAAGUGGUGCUGGCAUCCUGCAGCCCCUACUUCAGAGCCAUGUUCACCAGCAGCUUUAAAGAGUGCCGUGCCUCAGAGGUCACCCUGCGCGAUGUCUGCCCCCAGGUGGUGGGAAGGCUUAUUGACUUUGCCUACACCUCCCGCAUCACCGUGGGAGAGAAGUGUGUGUUGCAUGUUCUUCUGGCUGCUAUGAGGUAUCAGAUGGAGGAUGUGGCCAAAGCGUGCUGUGAUUUCCUCACAAAGCACCUGGAGCCGGCUAAUGUCAUCGGCAUCGCCCGCUUCGCUGAGGAGAUCGGCUGCACGGAGCUGCACCAGCAGAGCAGAGAGUACAUCAAUACACACUUCAGUGAGGUGACUAAAGUGGAUGAGUUUUUCAGCCUUUCUCACUGCCAGCUGCUGGAGCUCAUCAGUCAGGACAGCCUCAAGGUGCUCUGUGAGUCUGAGGUGUAUAAAGCCUGCACAGACUGGGUCAGCUGGGAUGUGGAGGGCAGAGCUCAGUAUCUCCACGCUCUUCUGAACGCUGUCCGCAUCUACGCCCUGCCUCCUAAGUUCCUGAAGAACCAGCUCCUGUCCUGCCCCAUCCUCAGCAAGGCAAAUUGUUGCAAGGACUUCCUGUCUAAAAUAUUCCAGGAAAUGGCACUGAGGAAGCCCCUCCCUCCUGCACCGCACCGUGGAACCCAGCUCAUCUAUGUGGCUGGCGGGUACCGGCAGCAGUCACUGGCCACCAUGGAGGCCUAUGAUCCAAGGAGGAAUGUCUGGUUGAAACUGGCUGACAUGGGGGCUCCUUGCAGUGGCCUGGGAGCCUGUAUGCUUUUUGGACUGCUCUAUACGGUUGGGGGCAGAAAUAUGUCACUUCAGAACAACACAGAGUCCAGCGCCCUGUGCUGCUACAACCCUAUGACCAACCAGUGGAGUGAGCACGCCUCCCUCAACAUCCCCAGGAACAGGGUCGGGGUGGACGUGGUGGAUGGCAGCAUCUACGCUGUAGGAGGCUCCCAGGGCUCCACACAUCACAACACCGUGGAGAGGUGGGAUCCAGAGUCAAAUCGCUGGUCAUUUGUUUGCCCAAUGUCAGUGGCUCGCCUGGGUGCCGGGGUGGCGGCAUGCGGGGGGGCUCUGUAUGUCGUGGGGGGCUAUGAUGGUCAGACCCGCUGGAACACUGCUGAGAAAUACCAGCCUGAUACCAACACCUGGCAGCCACUGGCACCCAUGAGCUCUAUACGCAGCGGACUAGGCUUGGUCUGUCUGGAUUCAUACCUAUACGCCAUAGGAGGCUAUGAUGGGCGGAGCCAGCUGUGCUCCAUGGAGCGUUACAAUGUAGCCAGGAACCUCUGGGAGCCCAGGGCCUCCAUGCAGCACUGCCGCAGCGCACACGGAGUCACGGUCUACCAGGGACGCAUCUUCGUCUUUGGAGGUUUUAACCAGAAUGGCUUCCUGUCCAGCGUGGAGUGUUACUGCCCAGAAACAAAUGAAUGGACUUAUGUCACCGACAUGCCAGUCGGACGCAGCGGCAUGGGUGUCGCUGUUACCAUGGAGCCCUGCCCUGGCAACCUGCCAGAACAGGAGGAGGAGGACGAUGAGCAGGAAGGCACAUAACAGAGGAUCAGGAUGAGGAAACCAGAACAAACUGUUGAAGUCCCAAGUGCUGAGAAAACUGUUAUAACUGGUGCUGCUUUUCAAGAGAGGGUUAAGUGCAUUACACAUUCCAGUAUGACUACUAGUGUGUCCCCACCCACUGUGGAUCUUAUUUAGAUCACACCAUGGAAUGCUACAGGCCUAGUUUGUACAGAAAUGUCGAAAAAGAAUUAUACAGUAGUUGUACACAUGUUGAAAGUGGGGAACUGGCUGCAUAAACAGUGACCUCGCAAUGACAAAGGUGUUACACAUGUUUUUGCUGUUUGAGUAUUCCCCAAUGCUGUUGCUGAAUCUUGAAAUGUGCCUCUUUAAAUGAACCUGAAAUGUGGACUGACACGCUGCCUCCAGUAUCUUAAUUUCUAACCCCUCCCCCUUCCUCCAGUGAGCUGUUUUCUUACUUUUGUUUCAUUUCUUGUGUGCCAAUAUAGUUUCACUGAAAACCGUUUUUUUGUUUUGUUUGUUUUUGUUGACUCGUUACUGUAAGUAAUGUAUGAAAAUUGAUUUAAUCAAAUACAUGAAUGAGAAAUUUAUCAUCAUCCCCCCACAGUGUGUUCCUUAUUGUUAUGAGGUUUUCCAGGUGAUGGAAGUGAAGAGAAACAUGUCUCAUCAACCCCUUACCAUCUCAAUUAUGAGGGUGCAUCAGCCCAGUGUACUGCAUGCAGCCCAAGUAUGUGAGAGCGCACUGACUACCACUAGAUGGUGGAAUACUUCCAAAAACAGCAGCAUAGUACAUCAUA